AAGAGAAAAAGAACUGAAUGGGUGGGCUGAAUUUUCCCUUGUUUGUCACUAAAAGGUGUUUUUCUAGGCAACAUGAUUAAUGUUCCAUUCCAGCUUACUAAUCUGACUUUGCUUUGGUUCGUGAAAGUGCAUAAAAAAAAGUAGGUAGAUCUUAGAUUUGGCUUUAGCCUUUUGGGUAUUUAAGGAGGUCCUAGAUCUCCUUGCUUUGCUGUACUAGUUGGUGGUCUCUUCUAUUCGUCAUAGAAUAGAUAGGGGCCCUUUAUUAUUUAUGUACCUCCCCACUCUUUCCUGUUUCAAUAGUUCUUCUUGAAGUUUCUAUAGAUAUAAAUUAAGAUUUUAACUGAAAAAGAUGGUGAAGAUAUGCUGCAUUGGAGCCGGCUAUGUCGGGGGGCCAACUAUGGCUGUAAUUGCACUCAAGUGCCCUUCGAUCGCAGUAGCUGUUGUUGACAUUUCUGUUUCCAGGAUUGCAGCCUGGAACAGUGACCAGCUUCCCAUUUAUGAACCAGGUCUUGAUGAGGUUGUGAAGCGGCGCAGAGGAAAGAAUCUCUUCUUCAGCACUGAUGUUGAAAAGCAUGUGGCAGAGGCAGACAUAGUCUUCGUCUCGGUUAACACCCCAACGAAAACUCAGGGUCUUGGAGCUGGCAAAGCAGCAGACUUGACAUAUUGGGAAAGUGCAGCCAGGAUGAUUGCUGAUGUUUCAAAGUCCAACAAGAUUGUUGUUGAGAAAUCAACUGUUCCAGUGAAAACUGCUGAGGCAAUUGAGAAAAUUCUGUCCCACAAUAGCAAAGGGAUCAAAUUUCAGAUUCUCUCGAACCCUGAGUUUCUUGCUGAAGGGACUGCAAUUCAGGACCUUUUCAAGCCUGACAGGGUUCUGAUUGGUGGUAGAGAAACCCCUGAUGGCCAAAAGGCAAUCCAGGUACUGAAAGAUGUAUAUGCUCAUUGGGUACCAGAAGACAGGAUUUUAACAACCAAUCUUUGGUCAGCAGAGCUCUCAAAGCUUGCAGCCAAUGCAUUUCUUGCACAGAGGAUCUCAUCUGUCAAUGCUAUGUCUGCUCUCUGUGAGGCCACUGGAGCUGAUGUCUCACAGGUUUCUCAUGCUGUUGGCACAGACACCAGGAUUGGACCGAAAUUCCUCAAUGCAAGUGUUGGCUUUGGUGGUUCUUGCUUCCAAAAAGACAUACUCAAUUUGAUCUAUAUCUGUGAUUGCAAUGGCUUAGCUGAAGUAGCAAACUACUGGAAACAAGUUAUCAAAGUGAAUGACUACCAAAAGAACCGAUUCGUGAACAGGGUUGUGUCUUCGAUGUUCAACACGGUUUCAGGUAAAAAGAUUGCCAUUCUUGGGUUUGCAUUCAAGAAAGAUACCGGUGAUACAAGGGAAACCCCAGCCAUUGAUGUUUGCAAAGGGCUAUUGGGGGACAAAGCAAGGUUGAGCAUAUAUGACCCACAAGUGACUGAGGAUCAAAUCCAAAGGGACUUGACAAUGAAGAAAUUUGAUUGGGAUCAUCCAAUUCAUCUGCAGCCAAUGAGCCCCUCUGCAGUGAAGCAAGUGAGUGUAGUUUGGGAUGCUUAUGAGGCAGCUAAGGAUUCGCAUGGCAUAUGCAUUCUUACUGAGUGGGAUGAGUUCAGAAAACUUGAUUACCAAAGGAUUUUUGAAUGUAUGCAGAAACCAGCAUUUGUGUUUGAUGGUAGGAAUAUUGCUGAUGUUGAGAAGCUGAGAGAGAUUGGAUUCAUUGUGUACUCCAUUGGGAAGCCAUUGGAUCCAUGGCUCAAGGACAUGCCCGCUAUGGCAUAAGAAGGAAAUUUCUUUCAUGACGUUUGAGAAUGAGUUGGAGCUGAGCUUUCAGAAUGCAAUUUUAUUUUAUAUUUUAUCUUUUUUAUUUUAUUUUUAAAUUCAUCAGCUAAUCUGAACUAUUUGAAAACACAUGUAUUAACAGUUAGUUCUACAGUCAAUGUUGCAUUUUCUUUUCUAAAUUAAUUUUCAAUAAAGCAAAUUUUAUGACAUUUUUACU
Ziziphus jujuba (common jujube) is the source of this 2009-nucleotide messenger RNA. RefSeq names its product UDP-glucose 6-dehydrogenase 1. Gene Ontology annotation, biological process: glycosaminoglycan biosynthetic process. The transcript has 2 exons. NCBI's taxonomy places the organism in Eukaryota, Viridiplantae, Streptophyta, Magnoliopsida, Rosales, Rhamnaceae. Gene Ontology annotation, molecular function: UDP-glucose 6-dehydrogenase activity; NAD binding. The record is from RefSeq and is a predicted model, not a curated record. Gene Ontology annotation, cellular component: cytosol; nucleus. The coding region runs from base 350 to 1792 and encodes 480 amino acids.